Messenger RNA from Aedes albopictus (Asian tiger mosquito), 7156 nucleotides. RefSeq lists its product as uncharacterized. Gene Ontology annotation, molecular function: nucleic acid binding; RNA-DNA hybrid ribonuclease activity. The coding region runs from base 1 to 2001 and encodes 666 amino acids. The transcript is spliced from 2 exons. Lineage: Eukaryota; Metazoa; Arthropoda; Insecta; Diptera; Culicidae. The record is from RefSeq and is a predicted model, not a curated record.
AUGAUUAUCAUUGUUACUAUUAUCAUUAUUAUUCAUUCGCUAGUAACAAAGGUGGAAAAAACGUUUUCAGCAAAAGAAAUAGCUCUAUGCGCCUUUUUAGAUAUAGAAGGAGCAUUUGAUAAUGCCUCCUAUUCAUCUAUGAAGCGUGCAAUGGAGAAUAAAAACUUCGACCAAUGUAUCAUACAUUGGAUUCGUACUGUGCUUGCAAAAAGAGAAAUCACCUCUGAGCUGGGAAGUUCUUCUAUAACAGAAUUGGCAACGAAAGGUUGCCCUCAAGGAGGAUUCCUCUCACCACUAUUGUGGUCCUUGGUUGUAGACGAUCUUCUAAGAAGCUUGAAGGAAAAAGGUUUCGAAGUUGUGGGCUUUGCAGACGAUAUAGUCAUAAUAGUGAGAGGAAAGUAUGACGAAACUGUUUCGGAAAGAAUGCAAAGGGCUCUAAACUAUACACAUUCAUGGUGUAUUAAGGAGGGCCUUAGAAUCAACCCGUCAAAAGUCGUAAUUGUCCCUUUCACUAGGAGAAGGAAGAUCAACCUAGAAGCUUUUCGGCUUGGAGGGAUACAAAUUCAUCCUAGUGAUCGAGUCAAAUACUUAGGUUUGAUACUGGAUGCUAAACUGAACUGGAAUGCUCAAAUUGAGUCCGUGAUCGGUAAGGCAAAAAGUGCGUUCUGGUUAUGUUCCAAAACUAUUGGCAGGAAGUGGGGCUUGAAACCAAAAAUGAUAAUGUGGGUUUAUACUGCCAUAAUCCGCCCAAAAGUGACGUAUGCUUCGUUUGUCUGGUGGCCAAAAACAAAAGAGGCUACCACGCAAUCAAAGCUUGCAAAAAUCCAACGUCUUGCGUCCAUUGCUGUUACAGGAGCGAUGCGAAGCACACCAUCAAAAGCUUUAGAUGCGAUUCUCAAUCUGCUACCUUUGCACGAGUAUGUGCAAUUAGAAGCAGAAAAGGAAUUGCUGAGACUUGAACGAGUUGAAAAGUUUAUGCCAGGUGAUCUUGUAGGUCACCUGAGCAUUUCACAAUACUUCCAAAACAGGCCAGUAAUGAAAAUGAUUAAAGACUGGAUGAAACCUGUGGAGAACCAUGAUGUUCCUUACAAGUUGCACGAAACAACUCGUGCAGAUUGGGAAGUCGGAGGUCCCACUGUUCGUCAAGGAUCAAUCAAAUUCUAUACAGAUGGCUCAAAAGUUGGAAUAAAAACGGGAGCAGGAAUCUACGGCCCUGGAAUACAAAUUUCAGUGGCGAUGGGACACUAUCCUACGGUGUUUCAAGCAGAGAUUCUUGCUAUUCUGAAAUGCACAAAUAUCUGCCUUGAGAGAAAAUACAGAUAUGCAAAUAUUUGUAUUUUCUCAGAUAGUCAAGCUGCACUAAAAGCAUUGUGUGCUUACAAAUGUACUUCAAAGCUUGUCUGGGAAUGCAUUCUUUCACUGCGCAGGCUGUGCCAAGGGAAUUCAGUAAACUUAUACUGGGUUCCAGGUCACUGUGGCAUUGAAGGGAAUGAAAUGGCAGACGAGCUUGCUAAAAGUGGUUCCAAUUUACAGUUUGCUGGCCCAGAACCAUCCUGUGGUAUAUCGAACUGUACAAUUAAAAUGGAUCUGAAACGCUGGGCUGAGCAGAGGGAGAUAUCCAAUUGGAUGAAUGUCAAAAAUUGCAAUCAGUCAAAACGAUUUAUAACACCAAAUGCUUAUAAAACCAAAAAUCUGUUAGAGCUUAACAAGAGAGCUCUAUGUACAUACACUGGCCUAGUAACUGGACACUGCCCGAGCAGGUAUCACUUGAAAAAUAUUGGCCAUAUUCAGAGUGAUAUCUGUCGUUUCUGUAAUACGGAACGUGAAACCUCGGAACAUCUGCUUUGCAGUUGUGGUGCUUUAUACACGCGCAGGCACAGAUUUCUAAAUAGUGGUUGCUUGCAACCCAGUGAGAUCUGGUCUGCAAAACCUGGGAAGGUCUUGGAGUUUAUCAAUUCCAUUGCACCUGACUGGGCGACGACGCGUCGUGGCAGUAGCUGAUUACUUGACACAUGGUAAUUAGCUGGCUAGAUGCGAAUAUCAAAACGGGACAUGCCACAAAAGUUCAGCCUAUUGGACGCAGUGGCUUACACGCAAAAAAUCCGUUCCGAUAUAUGUUGUAGUAACGGGAACUUCGAGGAUUCGAAAAAUAACACACGGAAUGUUAAUAUUCCAAUAUACUCCGCGCCGCGAGGCACACCUUUAUUCGUUGCUGUCCCAAACUCUACUACUCCACACUCAUUGCCACUCGCUCACUGUGCUGCUACUCUACACAACAUGAUAAGGUGACGUAACCAAUAAUUGCCCAAUAUCACACUCCCCCUUUACUUAAUGUCUGUUUCAAUAACCGCAACAUAAUCCCGGAGGUAUCCUGGAGCUCUUGACUUCCUAUGCGGCCGUUGAACUGGCUCCUCCUGGGAUGGACCAGCUUCUUCCGCGUCAAUAGUUAUGUUUCCUCCUGUUUGGGAACUUUCCGUCGAGUCAGAUGUCCUUGUGAUCAGUUUCAGGUGCGCAACUAACACCAAACAUGAGCCUUUUGAAUCUGUUCGACAACAAACAUUGAAAAGAAAAAUAACAUACAAAAUUGAAAAUUCAAUUAAAUUUAUUUCUAGUUCAUACCCAUGUGAAUUAUUCAAAAUGGAAACCAACUGACGAAGAGUUUCUUAAAAAUGCAAAUUUACCUGAACAACCCGCUUUUGGUAAUGAACGUUGUAAUGGUUCGCGACUUCUCCGAAAUUUCCAGUUGGUGGUACGCGUCCUUUACAUCCAACUUUGAGAAAACAGUGGCUCCGCUGACUGAGCCCAAUAACUCUUCUACCGUUGGAAGUGGAUGCGUCUCCCUUAUAAUCGCCUGGUUUGCUCGGCGCAUAUCGAUGCAUAACCUUAUCUCGCCUGAGUCCUUCAGCACCGGUACCAUUGGCGAUACCCACCGGGAUGGUCCUCGUACACGUUCAAUAAUUCCCUGUGCCAACAUCAUCCUCAACUUUUCUUCUACCUUCUCUUCCAAAGCGAACGGUACUCGGCGGUAGGGCUGCUGAACCGGUUGAACUUCCUCAUCGAUAGGUAUUUCGACAACCACUCCCUUGAACUUGGUGAAUUCCUGCUGUUGCUCGACAUUUCCUACAUCAAACCCUACUUUAAGGACGCUCAACUCUUUGGCUGUCUGAUCUCCCAAUAAGCAUUGUUGUCCCUUCUUGGCCACAUAAAAAGUUGCUUCAGUUCGUCUUCCGCCUCCUUGGACAGUUGCCGUAAAACUUCCUAGUAUCUCCAUCGGCUUUGUUGAAGCGUAGCUGGUGAAAUCCUUAUCAACCAUCGUAGACAUAUUCGAAACCUUAGCGCCCAAUCGUUUCAUUUCUUCCCAAACAGUAAUGCUGAUUAUGUUCGCCGCAGCCCCCGAAUCAAUUACCAUCGGGACUUCAACGUCACCGAUCUGAAACAUAAAAGUGUUUCUCCCCAUGGCAUAAAAGAUGUAACCAUCGUCGUCCUUGUUUUGCUCGUCCUUUUCAUGAACCGCUCUGAUACGCUUUACUGGAACCGGUCCACGCUGGUCGUUGUUAGGUCUCUUGAGACACUGGCGGGCGAAAUGGCCAAAUCCCCGACAUUUCAAGCAUUGAGCUCGACUCGCCGGACAACCUUCUGCGCCUUUCACGUGACCCUUUUUCCCACACGCGAAACAUACUGGUUCUGAUCUAGAUUGAUUCAGGCCACCACGAGAGUACGAGUAACGGUUAUUCGUCCAUUGAUACGGGAUUUUCGGAACUCCCUGCCUGUUGGAAAAUGAUGAUGGAUGUCCAUGGUUUUGAUUCCGAAACGAUAGUCUGUUGAUAGAUUCAUGAGGAACUCUAUUGAAUUCCUUCAGUUGACGCUCGCUUUCUUCCAAGCUAGUACCAAGUGCCUCAACCUCAUCAAGAAACAUGUCUCGUUUCAGAAGCUUCUGCCGUAAUUUGUUGGAUGUGCAUUUUUCCACAAUUUGGUCAACAACCAUCUCAUCCGGUUGACUGUAUUCACAACGCUUUACUUGUGUACGUAGUCGUAGCACAAAAUCUGAGAACCUCUCUGUUGGUUUUUGCGCGAUUUGUCGAAAUUGGUGUCGUUCAUACGUUCGACGGCGGAACGGCUCAAAAUGAGCAUCCAGCUUAGAAAUCGCCGUGUCAUAGUAUGGCGGGUCCACCAAUACAUGAGGAACAUUGUCAACAUCCGGGAGAUUGUCAAAUAUAUCCCUCAAGUCCGGACCACCCAGAUAUAGCAACUUGGCUUUUCUCUGAUACUGCGAAACAAUGUUCUCUGCCUCAAAGUACGAUUCCAAAUCUCUUUUCCACUUGCUCCAUGCUACCGGUAGCUGAGAAGAUUCCACCGACGUCUGGAACGCUCUUACACGGCAGUCAUUUCCAGCCCUAUUGCAAAAACCAGCGAAAAUAACAUAAAAUACCCAAAAGCAUGAUAAACUCGGUAUAAACGAUUUUUAUCCAAAACUUCACUAUUCGGCACAUCAUUCCUUUCAUGUUAUAUUGAUAGUAAAAAAAACAUUUGCACACAUAAGAACUAAGUUAGCAUUUCAGAGCUAUUUGUUGUGUAUCAGUCAAUCAACCCACUCUAACAACUGUCAAGCGAACCCGCUUACUUCUUCUCACACACAAGCGAAUCCGCUUCUCCCAAAAAUGUUCAUAGCGAAUCCGCUUAAAAAUAAAAAAAACCUUACCUUAUCUUUCAUUGAGAAUAAGAGUAUAGCGACUCCGCUUCCAUCGAGAAUGCCAAUAUAACAACCAUGCGUUAUUUUUCUAGAAACUAGCGAAUCCGCUUCUCUUGAAUGUAUUUAUAGCGAAUCCGCCAGCGAACCCGCUUAACUCCAAAUUAAUGACAGCGAUUCCGCUUACUUGUCUGUUCUCUUUCGAAUUCACAAUAAUAGCGAUACCGCUUUAUCUCAAUUAAAUCCUUGAUUAAAUUAUAUAUUAGUAUUUUCCAGCACUAGGGACAUUUGCUAUUCUCACACAUCACAUUUUGUUCAUUUAAUGACGAUUCCGUCAACCAUCAUCAUCAUUCAUAUUCUUCCUCAACUUCACCAAUACUGUCAUAUCCUUUAUUAUGAACGAUCCCGUUCUCAGCGAUACCGCUUCUAUUCAUUAUAAAUGGAAUUAUCAUCAACCUUAUUGAAAAACGUCCCGUGAUCACUUGCUUGCAGUACCGCGAAAAAAAUCCGUCCAAUUCCUUCAUUUUUGUUUUUCGAUCAGUUUUUUUUUUUUUGGUUCAAUGUGACUUACCUGUGUAUGUGUGUAUCAAAUUCUCAACAUCGUAUGAAGAAUUCAACACAUGCGUAAACUGUCCAACUGCUCCGCAACUCUCUGCCUGUUUCUAUUUUCAGUAAUUUUACAUUCACACAAAGUUGGCACAGACACACAUUUACCCCCCCACUACUAGUAAAAGAAUAACAUGAACUUUUUCGUCAUACCCGCUCCUCGUUUCUCUUCACAAAUACACACUAGCGGUUUUAGAUUUUCCACAUAACUACCAUUCCCUUCUGCUGCAGUAGCGAACAGUGAUUAAUUUGUACACCAAGGCAACAAUGUUAACCAUCACACGUUGGUACCUCUUUCCAUAUUUACACGUAGAUUUUUUUUCUUUUGCCUUCUACAGCUCUUCUUCCCACACACAAUCACACCCAUGGCUGGAGUACUCCAGCCACUGCUAGCUUUCCCUUCGUUUUCACCUUCCGCCAUUUUUUUCAAGCGAAUGAUGUGCCGAACGCAAGUGAUAAUUUUGUAUGCUCACUUCAUAUUCUUCACAAGAUUUCACUGAUUACUUACUGAUCGUGCAACGGGCUUGGACCCUUGACGUUGUGGUUAUUUAAUUGUAAUAAAACGCGAUCGUUCACAUCGCCGUCCUGCCAUGGCGGAGGCAUAAGAUGUACUGACGUACUGCUUUAUUUACUCUACUUAAACUAGUGUAUGUAUGAGUACAAACGGUAGUGUAGUGAGGGGUAUGAAUAUAUCACGUUUUGUCCGAACAUACCGGCCCGCCAAAACCAACGGUUUUCAAUAUAAAAACCAGGAACUACAAGCACGGUAUCAUUAAUUCAUUCAUAAAAAAACACUAAACAAACUGGUAGCUGAUGAUACGAUUGACACAGAAUAUGAUGAAACGAGAAAUGUAGCAACCGCUGCGGGAAGACAUCCAUUGUUGUACAGGUGCUUUGUUCCUCCACGUCGUCCAAAAAUGAUAGCGACGAUGACACAAUAGCUGCAUGGGAUCCGACAAACGCAUUCGCCACUUGAAUAUGAUUCCUGGCCAGAACUGCAAAAGUCCACGGUGAGCCAGGAACGUACACGAUUCUGCUAGGUGGCUACCGAGGGGCCACACCACCGUAGCCGGGAAUGAAGUGGAGUCCUCAGAGCUGGUGUAACACGUAACAUCUUUGGUACUGAUGGGGUUUUAAUUGCAGCACAUCGUCACAUUACAGCGGUUGAUAAUAUUGCCCGCGCCACAGGUAUCACGCGUUUGGUCACGGCACCAAAAUAUGAUCGUGCAACGGGCUUGGACCCUUGACGUAGUGGUUAUUUAAUUGUAAUAAAACGCGAUCGUUCACAUCGCCGUCCUGCCAUGGCGGAGGCAUAAGAUGUACUGACGUACUGCUUUAUUUACUCUACUUAAACUAGUGUAUGUAUGAGUACAAACGGUAGUGUAGUGAGGGGUAUGAAUAUAUCACGUUUUGUCCGAACACUUACAUAAUUCACCGUCGUCGCCAAAUGUAGUAACGGGAACUUCGAGGAUUCGAAAAAUAACACACGGAAUGUUAAUAUUCCAAUAUACUCCGCGCCGCGAGGCACACCUUUAUUCGUUGCUGUCCCAAACUCUACUACUCCACACUCAUUGCCACUCGCUCACUGUGCUGCUACUCUACACAACAUGAUAAGGUGACGUAACCAAUAAUUGCCCGAUAUCACAUAUGUGAACUCCCAAUCACGGCAACGGGAACAAACGGGAACUAUGCAUAGCAACGAUAACAACAAUAAGAAAUGUACACCGUGAACUAGAUUUCACGUUUUCUAGAACGCCCAUAUUGACAGCUGGAACUAGUUCCAGUUCACGGUGUAUAUUUGCUUGUUCUCAUAUUUGCGUUUGUUUGUUCACGUUUAUCAGAACGGUUUUCUGAGCGUGUAAU